ACAGAACGGUCACGGGUAUUUAAGCACGAGCACGCGUUCGCCGCAGCGAUAUAUGCACGUUCGACGAACCCUCGUAGUACGAGCAAUGCCUCGUAGAUAAAUCGAGUUGAAAUCCCCGUUUAAAGCCGUAGUCCUCGCGAAGUGCGCGAACGAAUUCCUCGAAAAAUGUUGCGCGCCUGUGAUAUACUUCCGGCGGUGAUUUGCACCCUCGCGUGUUUCAUAUGCCAUUGCACACCCUGCUCCCCCGAUAUUGGACAGCCGCUGCACUUGGGCCAGUUUUCAGGAAAAUGGUAUUUCUCUGCUGGAAUACCGAUAAACGCAAGUCUGAGUAGAUGUGGACAGUUUCUGGUCAGCCAAACAUCUUCCAACACGUUCCAGGCGAAAUUCACGGCAAUCAGUUAUAAGAACAACAUUCCAAUUGCAGUCAACAUCGAUGGAAGCGUAAAUGGGAAAGAUGUUGCCGCAACUUGGCAAUUCCAAGGAUCGAAAAGAAGAUUAGGGCCUUUUCGCCACGUUAUAAUCUCUGUCAAGUACGACACGGUUCUCGGGAUGUUGGUCUGCUCCAAGGGUACGACACACCACCAGGGAUACAAGUUCGUCAUGAUUUGGUCCCGAGAGAGGAGCCUGCCUUUGCCGAUCUUCAAGGAGCUCAAGACGAAACUAGGAGCAUACAUUAAUCAAGGGAGAAUUCGGAUGGUGGAUCACGGGAAUUGUUAAACAAACCGUGAACUUCUAUGCAACACCGAUAAUUUCGUUUUCGUAUUUAAUCAAUAAACGUUGUCGAGGAUUGAAUUAUCUUCCGAGUUAAUUGGCAUUGAGAAGCCAUGGAUUGCCAAACUUGAAGAAACGAUUGAUUCCAAGUAGACGAAGCAAGCGAAAAAUAGAUUAAUAACGAGUUUGUUAUAAGAUUAAUUUUUAACGAACUGCAAAUCUCUCUUUGAAAUCGAUAGAGCAACGAAUAUAAAGUAUAAAAAAGAUACGAAGAAAAAGAAUAAUAAAAUUUCUGAAAUCGUAA
This is a messenger RNA of Apis mellifera (honey bee), 1015 nucleotides long. RefSeq lists its product as uncharacterized. The transcript has 3 exons. Lineage: Eukaryota; Metazoa; Arthropoda; Insecta; Hymenoptera; Apidae. The coding region runs from base 166 to 717 and encodes 183 amino acids. The record is from RefSeq and is a predicted model, not a curated record.